UCUCUAUAAACUCAUCUGAAACAAAAUAUGCUAGUACCAAAUGAGAGGAAGCUCCAGAAAAAGAGUAAAGCAGGAUAACAAUAAGUUGAAGCAAAUUGUUGCAAAACCCGAUCAAGAGACCAACAAUAUGCCAUUAGUUAUAAGUGAAGUUGAUGAAUCAGCUGUGCCUCUCUCUUCUUAUGCACCCAUUGUGUCUUCUUACAAUGAAAGAAUCCGACCACUCUUGGAUGCUGUUGACAAGCUCAGAAACUUGAAGGUCAUGCAAGAGGGGAUUCAGCUCCCCACCAUUGUUGUUGUUGGUGAUCAGUCUUCUGGCAAGUCCAGUGUGCUUGAAUCACUGGCUGGGAUCAGCUUGCCGCGUGGUCAGGGAAUUUGUACCAGGGUUCCUCUGAUAAUGAGGCUGCAUCAUCACUCCAAACCUGAGUCAGAGCUUCAUCUGGAGUAUUGUGGCAAAGUGGUCUCUACUGAUGAGAUAAAUAUUGCAGAAGCUAUAAACAUGGCCACUGCAGAGAUUGCUGGGAAUGGAAAAGGGAUAUCUCACACACCACUGACACUUGUUGUGAAGAAAAAUGGAGUUCGUGAUCUCACUAUGGUUGAUUUGCCUGGCAUCACCAGAGUUCCAGUUCAUGGGCAACCAGAAAACAUAUAUGAGCAAAUUUCUGAUAUCAUAAUGGAGUUUAUAAAACCUGAAGAAAGUAUUAUACUGAAUGUUUUAUCUGCAACUGUUGAUUUUCCUACCUGUGAGUCUAUUCGGAUGUCUCAGUCUGUGGACAGAACCGGAGACAGGACACUGGCUGUCGUUACAAAGUCAGAUAAAGCUCCGGAAGGGCUGCGUGAGAAAGUCAUGGCUGAUGAUGUGAACAUUGGGCUUGGAUAUGUUUGUGUAAGAAACCGGGUUGGUGAUGAAUCUUAUGAUGAAGCAAGGAUGGCGGAGAGCAUGCUCUUCGAAUCACAUCCUCUGCUGUCGAAAAUUGACAAGUCUAUGGUUAGUGUUCCUGUGUUGGCCAGGAAACUUGUGCAGAUUCAAGCCACGAUUAUAUCUAAAUGCUUGCCAGAUAUUGUCAGGAAGAUCAAUAGUAAGUUGAAUGGAAAUGUUUUGGAGCUUAAUAAAUUGCCACAGAAACUAUCGACUGUUGCAGAAGCAUUGACAGCUUUCAUGAGGAUUCUGGGAUUGUCUAAAGAGUCUUUAAGAAAACUUCUCCUGAGAGGCGAGUUUGAUGAGUAUCCUGAAAGUAAGAGUAUGCAUUGCACUGCUCGUUUAGCUGAAAUGCUUAACAAGUUCUCUCAGGAAUUGAAAAACAGUUCUCCGAAUAAUAGUUGUGAGAACUUUCUACUUGAUGAGAUUUUUGUGCUCGAGGAGACUAAAAGUGUUGCACUCCCAAAUUUCCUUCCCAGGUCUGCAUUCCUCUCACUUUUGCAACACAAGGUUAAUACAGUAUCAGAAAUUCCUGUUAACUUUGUCGCUGAAGUCUGGAACUACAUCGAGACUGUGGUAGUUAAAAUAAUGAUGCAUCACUGUGAAAACUAUCCUCAAGUGCAAUCAUCUAUCAAGCGAGCAGCCUUAAAUCUCAUUUCCAAAAUGAAAGAUCUAUCAAAAUAUCGCGUGAUGGAAAUAAUAGAGAUGGAGGGGAUUGCUGACUAUACGUGUGAUCCCGAGUACAUGGCAAUGUGGAGUAAGCUCAUGAUGUCAUGUGAAGCUUUCAAAAAGGCUUUUGAUAGUGAUUCGUCAAUAGCUAAUAUUGAGGGUUUUGGGGAAAUUGAUAUCGGGCAUUUGAGGGGUUAUCCAGGUGUUAGAGAUGAAGCAUUUGACUUGAAGAUGAGGCUCACGGCUUACUGGGACAUUGUUCUGAAAAGAAUGGUUGACUCUAUUGUUCUUCACUUGCUUCUGUUGUUAAAGAAGUUAGUUAACCAGGGUGUGGAAGAAGAGGCAGUGGACGAGGUUUUGGGCCCUCAAGGUGGUGGCAUUGAGCGUUUGAUGGAUGAAUCGCCUUCGGUUGCUAUUAAGCGAGCAAGAUUGAACCAAAGCAUUGGUUUGCUUAAGGAAUCAAGGGAUGUGUUGGCUAAGAUCAUUGAUCGAAUAGCUCUUGUCGAUGACUAAAGUCUAGUCCUAGCUAAUCCAUUUGGCCAGUUGUUUUGUGAUUACAGUGAAGUGGUUUGAACUCUCUGUUCUCUUUUGGAACUGCAUUCUCCAAAUUAAGUAAUCCUUUUUGCUGAUUCUGGCCACUUUGUUUUCAUGAAACUUGUCAUGUAUGUGUUUUGGAACUGCACUAA
This is a messenger RNA of Daucus carota subsp. sativus, 2271 nucleotides long. RefSeq names its product dynamin-related protein 4C-like. Bases 41 to 2098 code for a protein of 685 amino acids. Gene Ontology annotation, cellular component: cytoplasm; membrane; microtubule. Lineage: Eukaryota; Viridiplantae; Streptophyta; Magnoliopsida; Apiales; Apiaceae. Gene Ontology annotation, molecular function: GTP binding; microtubule binding; GTPase activity. The transcript is spliced from 2 exons. The record is from RefSeq and is a predicted model, not a curated record.